AUUCAGUCAAUUUUUACCAGUUGUAGGGGGAGGUACUCGCCGCGUGCUCCAGUCGUUGUUUUAACGACAAGUGUCUGAAAUUUUUAUAUAAUGUCUUCCCGGACAGGAAAUUUCAAAAAUCCAUUCUCGAGACCAUGGAUGACUGAAACUGGAGCAGCGGCGGCCGCUGGAGGUGGAUCAGUGGGACUGAAAGGUGUUGUUGCUGGCGGCAUAACUGGUGGCAUUGAAAUUUGUAUAACAUUCCCAACUGAAUAUGUGAAAACACAAUUGCAAUUAGACGAGAAAGGUGGUACCAAGAAAUACACGGGUAUAUUCGACUGCGUCAGCAAGACAGUAAAGGGCCAUGGAGUCCUCGGUCUCUACAGAGGCCUCAGUGUGUUGCUGUAUGGAUCCAUUCCGAAGUCUGCAGUUAGAUUCGGAGUGUUCGAGCAAGCCAAGCUAUACAUGAUCAACGAGAAUGGUACUCUAUCCAACUCUGGCAAGCUCAUGUGCGGUCUCGCAGCCGGUGUGGCUGAAGCGAUAUUCGCUGUGACCCCCAUGGAGACGGUCAAAGUGAAGUUCAUCAACGACAUGAGGAUGGAGAAGCCGAGGUUCAAGGGAUUCUUCCAUGGGGUCAGGACUAUUGUUAGGGAGGAAGGUGUCGGUGGCGUAUACAAAGGUGUUACAGCUACAAUCAUGAAGCAAGGCAGUAACCAAGCGAUUCGGUUCUUCGUGAUGGAGUCAUUAAGAGACUGGUACAAGGGAGGGGAUAGAGAUAAGCACGUGCCGAAGUAUAUUGUUGGACUGUUUGGUGGAAUUGCGGGAGCCGCAUCAGUCUUCGGUAACACGCCAAUCGACGUAGUCAAAACCCGCAUGCAAGGUCUCGAAGCCGCCAAAUAUAAGAGCACAUGGGAUUGCUUCAUCAAAACAUGGAAACAUGAAGGUCCCUUAGCCUUCUACAAGGGAACAGUACCACGACUCAGCAGAGUUGUAUUCGACGUCGCUAUAACGUUCACUAUCUAUGACAGCAUCAUGGACGUCUUCAACUACGUGUGGAAGUAACCAUAGAUAAUACACAACCACAGACAGACCAUAGACUAUAGAGUAAGACUUUGCUUUUUAAAUGACGUUUGUCGAAGGACCUAGUUACCUUAUGGUGGUUAAGAUUCAAAUUUUGUAAAUAGAAUUGUUUUUUUUUUAAUUAGAUUUGGU
Molecule: messenger RNA, 1191 nt
Organism: Colias croceus (clouded yellow)
Lineage: Eukaryota; Metazoa; Arthropoda; Insecta; Lepidoptera; Pieridae
Gene: sea
Product: putative tricarboxylate transport protein, mitochondrial
Exons: 5
Coding region: 91-1041 (316 amino acids)
Biological process (GO): mitochondrial citrate transmembrane transport
Source: RefSeq, a predicted model, not a curated record